AUGGAACUCGCGCAGCGCCUUGAGCCAUCCACUGGCAAGCACACCAAGCUUGUUGAACUUCUCUCUCAUCUCCAGAAACAAAUUGCCACCGAUCCAUCCACAGACGAGCCAUUAAAAGUCCAAGGGGAUACCCUCUGGACAGACAUGCCGUCUCUUGGCUAUACGGAGCUCGAGACCUGGUACGAGUUUGGUGGCGACUACAAAGACCCAUGUGAUGCAACCCUAGAUCCUGAGCAGCGAAGCCGCUGGGUGAAUCUGAACGCCUUCAUCGCGCAGCUGACUCAAGCUGCUGAGAUUGAUUAUCCGUCCCUGGGGGAAAAAAGCACAUUUUCUCCCCUGGACAAGUCACUACGCGCUAUCUGGACCAUGGUGAUGGCGUUUGAGAAUGAGCAAUCACCUGCAUCACUAGGAAAUACAGCCGCAAUGGAGGCCGCCUGCCAGUGGUUUAUCUAUGCCGCAGAACGUUUAUGGGAGAAUGUGCUGCAUAAUCGUACAUAUCCUGAAGCAGGAGGUGCUGGGCCCGGGAAAAGAUGUAAAGGAGAGGCCUGGGCGGGCUUUACACGGGGGCGAUGGGGCGUCUGGGAGGAUGCGCUGAAGGAAGCGAGAGGCGCUUGCACGGACGUGCGGAUGCAGAAGCUGAUUGAUGAUGCUUUGGCGAGUCUGAGAAGGGCAGCCGGGGAUCAAUAG
Messenger RNA from Penicillium chermesinum, 687 nucleotides. Its product is annotated as DUF3632 domain-containing protein. Lineage: Eukaryota; Fungi; Ascomycota; Eurotiomycetes; Eurotiales; Aspergillaceae. The coding region runs from base 1 to 687 and encodes 228 amino acids. The record is from RefSeq and is a predicted model, not a curated record. The transcript has 2 exons.